This is a messenger RNA of Musa acuminata AAA Group (dessert banana), 1714 nucleotides long. Its product is annotated as chromo domain-containing protein LHP1. Bases 134 to 1408 code for a protein of 424 amino acids. Gene Ontology annotation, cellular component: nucleus. The record is from RefSeq and is a predicted model, not a curated record. Gene Ontology annotation, biological process: heterochromatin formation. Lineage: Eukaryota; Viridiplantae; Streptophyta; Magnoliopsida; Zingiberales; Musaceae. The transcript is spliced from 4 exons.
CUCCAUCCGACAUCAAACGGCACUCACGACACCCGACAGCGAAACGACGCCUCCGCAAACGCGCAGAAGGAGAGAGAGAGAGAGAGAGAGAGAGAGAGUGAGGAGGUCAAGAAAGGAAAUCAUCCGCAACCCUAUGAAGAGCGGGAAGAAGAAGCCCGAAACUACGGUGGAGGAAGGCGACGGAGUUGAGGAGCGCAGCGGCGACGCCGGAGGAGAAGAGGAGAAAGGAGGAGGAGAAGAAGAAGGGGAGAGGUUGGGGAAGGAGGAGGAACGAGGCGAGGUUCCGAGACUGGAGGAAGGUUUCUACGAGAUCGAAGGCAUCAGGAAGAAGCGAGUGCGCAAGGGUCAAAUCCAAUACCUUAUCAAAUGGCGAGGAUGGCCGGAGACUGCCAACACCUGGGAGCCCUUCGAGAACAUUCAAUCCUGUGCCGAUGUCAUCGAAGCAUUCGAAGAGAGGUCAGCCUUUCCCCGUCGCCGCUUUAAAAAAAUAGCUCUUUGUGGAGGACUUCUCCUUCUUGUUGUACAUCUUUUACUUUCUUUUUUUGGCGAACAUGAGAUCUUCCGAUGGGCGGGCAGGUCGAGGUCGCCGAGGUCGCGGAAACGCAAGCGGAGGCCCGGCGGUCCGUAUGGCAUGGCGGCCCACAAGAAGCGCUCCAUCGAGACCGAGGAAUCAAAAACGGCACCGAAUCAGAACUUACCGACUCAGAAUGGUGCCAGUGGCACGGCGGUGGCGUGUGCAGAUGCUGAUAAAACCCAUGAGCAAGUUGGAAAGAGAGUGGUUGUGGACGAGGAGGUAGGAGACUUGAAAAAGAAGACAAGGACAGAGAAGGUCAAGGCGAUCACUUCUAGAAGUAGACGGGGUGAUGGACAGAACCCGGAGCUUCUUAAUUCAGCAGAUCAGAUAGAGACCAAUGGGCACGACUCUGUGAAACCUUCUGGGGGGCAGGAGGACGGUUCCAUGGAUGGGUUCUCAAAGGUUGAAAGUACUCAGGCUUCUCAGGGCAAUGUAGCAACCGGUGCAAAGAGGAGGAAAUCUGGGUGUGUGAAGAGGUUCCAGCAAGGUUCUGCAACAGGUCAUUGGGACGAGCAACAGAACGCAUCUGUGAGGAGGGAAACUGGAUCUGGUGGCAAAGGUGAGAAAUCAGGGAAUAAAAACGUUGUUUCUGAAUUAGACAACAAGAAUAAGUUGGAUGAUACUGGAAAGCCACCUUCAAUCACAAAGCUCCUAGUGCCAGUUCGCUUCUUUGCUUCCGUGACAAACAAUGUGCAGCAAGUGUCUAUAACGUUCAAGGCUCUAAGAUCUGAUGGAAAAGAAGUAUUCGUGGAUGACAAAGAACUAAAAGCUACCAACCCAUUAUUGCUAAUCAGUUUCUAUGAGCAACAUCUUCGCUAUAGUCCAAAUCAAUGAUCCCUUCAUAAAAGGGUUGAAUAUUCAUUCAUCAAGCUUGCUGGAGCUGAAGAACAUGAUGCAUAGGUUCCUGAUGCCUCAACCUUGUUCUCGGCACAGUUUUGUAUGUAGAACAUUACUCCGACUUGAACUAGUUUUCUUGCCUUCUCCCAUGCUCUAAGCUUGUGUUCUUUUGCAACAUCGGCAACCAACCAGCUGUUGUGUUUCAGAAUCAGAUAUUGUCUGUAUCCCUUACAUGCUAUAUGGUUGUGUACAUAACUCUAUGAUCCAAUUUUGAGACACUGAUAGAUCCAAAGGUUCUGCACA